Cordyceps fumosorosea ARSEF 2679 is the source of this 1542-nucleotide messenger RNA. Its product is annotated as KH domain protein. Bases 1 to 1542 code for a protein of 513 amino acids. NCBI's taxonomy places the organism in Eukaryota, Fungi, Ascomycota, Sordariomycetes, Hypocreales, Cordycipitaceae. The transcript is spliced from 9 exons. The record is from RefSeq and is a predicted model, not a curated record. Gene Ontology annotation, cellular component: nucleus. Gene Ontology annotation, molecular function: RNA binding.
AUGGCCGACACUGAGCCGCGUAAGCGCUCGCGCUUUGAUCAAAAGGAGCCCGAGCCCAAGAGGACCUCGCGAUUCGACCGCCGCUCGCGCUCCCCGUCAAACCGAGUAUCCGAGACGAGAGAGCGCAGUCCUGUCAGCAAGACUGACAGCGCUGUCGACCCGGCCGCCGCCGCUGCUGCCGCCGCCGCCAAGAUCAACGCGCAGCUCCAGGCUCGCAAGGGCAUCCAGCACGUCGACGUUCCCCCCAUCCUCGGCGCCACCAGCAACGGCGCCCCCGAUGCGAGCGCAGACUCGACCGCCCCCGAGGGAGGCAAGGGCGCACCUGGCGCGCCGGGCGAGAUGUAUGUGUCGGAUGGCGACUACAUCCAGGACAUCGAGGUCAACGAUCUGCGAAACCGCUACAUGCUGAUGAAGGCUCAAACGCAACAAUCGAUCCAAAAAGAAACUGGAGCUGAUCUCACUGUGCGUGGCAAAUACUAUCCUAACAAGAGCAUGGCCACUGCAGCGGAACCGCCUCUAUAUCUGCACAUCACCGCCAGAACGAAAGAAGUCCUCGAAGCAGCCGUGGCCAAGGUCAACGAGUUGAUCGAGCAGGAGCUUCCCCAGCUGGUCGACGAGCGCCGUUUCAAGCGCCGCGAGAGAGAACAGCCGGAAGGCGAAGAGAAUAGCCGGCGCAACAAAUGGCCAGAAGAGAGUAUUCCCGUCGGUCUCGAGCCCAUUCCCGGCUUCAAUCUUCGUGCUCAGAUUGUCGGUGCCGGCGGCUCCUAUGUCAAGCACAUUCAAACAGAAACGGGAUGCCGUGUCCAAAUCAAGGGCCGCGGCUCGGGGUACAUCGAGCGAGACACUAACCAAGAAAGCGAGGAAGAAAUGUUUCUUCACGUUGCUGGCCCUGAUCAGGCCAUGGUAGAAAAGGGUCGCGAUCUCUGCAAAGACUUGAUCGAAAAUGUCCGUGAGCAGUACGAAGAUUUCAAGAGCCGCCCGCCACGCCAUCACGGCGAUCGUGGCGGCUACAGCGACCGCGGCUAUGGUGGUGACCGCUACGGCGGUGACCGUGGCUACGGCGGGGACAGACGUGGCGGCUACAAUGAUCGCGGCGGUGACCACUAUAGCGGUCGCGGCGGCGGCGGCGACUCGUACCCAGGAUAUGGGAGGCAAAACUCGGACAGCGGCUCUAGAGGCGCCGCUACCGGCACGGACAGCCCGGCCAAUGCAGACUAUAACGCGCAGUAUGCUCAAUACUAUGCACAGGCGGCUGCUAACGGUGAAGAUCCAUACGCCGCAUAUGGCGGCUACGCCAACUACGUUGCCUUGUACCAGCAGUACUACACCCAGUAUGCACAAGGGCAGACCGGCGCCGCGCAGUCACCAACACAGGUUUCCGGCGCCGCGCCAGCAGCACCAGCUCCUCCACCUCCGAGCGACUCGGCACCUCCUCCGCCUCCCCCUCCGACCAGCGCCGCCCCGCCUCCACCCCCGCCCUCGGCAUCGCCCCCAGGCGCUCCUGGUGGCUACAGUGCUGUCCCUCCCCCUCCCGGUUUGUAA